This is a messenger RNA of Solanum tuberosum (potato), 872 nucleotides long. Its product is annotated as protein LURP-one-related 5-like. NCBI's taxonomy places the organism in Eukaryota, Viridiplantae, Streptophyta, Magnoliopsida, Solanales, Solanaceae. The record is from RefSeq and is a predicted model, not a curated record. The coding region runs from base 19 to 858 and encodes 279 amino acids. The transcript is spliced from 2 exons.
ACCAUCUUACUUGCAUACAUGUCAAAAAUUCAUCCAUCAUAUCAUCAUCCUAAAAUUUUGCGACGCAAACGUCUUGUUUACAACAAAGACGAUGAUCGUGAAUAUAAUAAUAAUAAUCGUCUUCCUCCUCUUCCUCCUCCUCGUCUACCUCGUGUAAUAACAAGUAGACCACGGGUUAAUUCCCCGUCUAUCUUCACGGUUUGGAAGAAAUCGAGUAUGAGUUUCCAAGGUACGGAUGGAUUCACGGUGUUCGAUAAGCAAGGGAGGUUAGUUUUUCGGGUUGACAACUAUACCCGAAGGAAGAAUCGGGCCAUCGCUAGCCGGGGCAGCCGGUCCAGCGGACUAGUACUCAUGGACGCACAGGGUAAACCUCUCUUAACAUUGAGACCACAGAUGAACGCGCAAUUACAAUAUGAAUGGAAUGGAUAUAACGGAGGAGAAGAUGAUGACGGAUCCACUCCUUUAUUCGUAAUGAGAAGACCUCCAUCAUCUUUGUUCGCGAUGAUGGGAGCAAGCAUGACGACUUCGUCAUGCCAAGCUCAAGUAUUUGUUGCGGGAGAAAAUGAUAAUAUUGUCAUGGACAUGAAAAAGAGGCAGAGGAGGCCAAAUUACAGAGUGGAGGGUUCUUUUCGUAGGCGAAAUUGCAACAUCACAAAUUCAGAUGGUCAUAUUGUAGCAAAUAUAUCGCGAAAAGUAGCUAACGCUACUACUCACACCACUAUUUUGAUUAGCGACGAUGUUUUUAGCUUGGUCGUGCAACCAGGAUUUGAACCUCACAUUUUUAUGGCUUUUGUUAUUAUUUUGGAUCGUAUGUAUCCUAACUCAUACACUCCCCUUAUUUGUUCUAAAUGUAAUUGAUUUUUAUCUCUAAA